Physeter macrocephalus (sperm whale) is the source of this 859-nucleotide messenger RNA. RefSeq names its product CD27 molecule (gene CD27). Gene Ontology annotation, biological process: positive regulation of B cell differentiation; negative regulation of apoptotic process; positive regulation of T cell differentiation. Gene Ontology annotation, cellular component: external side of plasma membrane. NCBI's taxonomy places the organism in Eukaryota, Metazoa, Chordata, Mammalia, Artiodactyla, Physeteridae. Gene Ontology annotation, molecular function: transmembrane signaling receptor activity; protein binding. The transcript has 7 exons. Bases 1 to 849 code for a protein of 282 amino acids. The record is from RefSeq and is a predicted model, not a curated record.
AUGGCCCGGCCACCUCCCUGCUGGCUGUGGGUUCUGGGGACCCUGGCAGGGCUCUCAGUGACCCCAGCCUCGAAGAGGUGUCCGGAAAAGCAUUACCUGGCUCAGGGAGAACGGUGCUGCCAGAUGUGUGAGCCAGGAACGUUCCUGGUGAAGGAGUGUGGCCAGCACGAAAAGGCUACUCAGUGCGAUCCGUGUACACCGGGGGUCUCCUUCUCGCCAGACCACCAUACCCGGCCCCACUGUGAGAGCUGCCGGCACUGUAACUCUGGUGAGAUGGGCAAGCAUUUGGGGGAGCAAAGCGGCAGAUCUAAAGUGGCCCCUUUGAACAAAUAUUCUCCAGCAGGACACUUUCUGUCACCAGGUCUUCUCAUUCGAAACUGCUCCCUCACCGCCAACUCGGAGUGUGCCUGCCCCGAGGGCUGGCGGUGCAGGGACAAGGAGUGUACAGAGUGUGUUGGCCCAGCCCAGGCCCCAGGCCCACACCCACAACCCUCCCACUCACCUUAUGCUGAAGAGAUAUCAGAGGCCAGGGCAGGCCAGCAUAUUCGGACUCUGGCUGAUUCCAGGUGGCUGCCUGCCCCAACUCUCUCUACCCACUGGUCACCCCAAAGGUCCCUGUGCAGCGCAGAUUGCAUCCGCAUCUUUGUGCUCCUCUCUGGAAUGUUUCUUGCUUUCACCAUAGUCGGAGCCCUGUUCCUCCAUCAACAAAGAAAAUAUAGAUUAAACACGAGAGAAAGUCCAGUGGCGCCUGCAGAGCCUUGUCCUUACAGCUGCCCCAGGGAGGAAGAGGGCAGUGCCAUCCCCAUUCAGGAGGAUUACCGAAAACCAGAACCCGCUUCCUACCCCUGAGCCAGCGCUC